This is a messenger RNA of Stylophora pistillata, 1746 nucleotides long. RefSeq lists its product as uncharacterized. Gene Ontology annotation, biological process: signal transduction. The record is from RefSeq and is a predicted model, not a curated record. NCBI's taxonomy places the organism in Eukaryota, Metazoa, Cnidaria, Anthozoa, Scleractinia, Pocilloporidae. Gene Ontology annotation, molecular function: protein binding.
GCUCUGAAACGUCUCAGAAGAAAGGGCAGAAAACUGAAGGAAUUUGUUUAUGAGCGUAUCCGUCCAAGCAUACCGAAUUCCUCUUGGUUACGUCGUUAUGUGACGGUUAGAAGAGUUACAAAGCUAAGAAUGUGCAGAAAAGACUACUGAUAAUCCCUGGGAGUGCCUAACUCCUAACUGAACUGUUUUUUAAUUUGCAGAAAUGGGAGACCCAAUUGAACAAAGGAAGUCUGUAGUAACAGAAUUGCGGCUGUCAGAAAUAAGCCAUGAUGUAGGAACCUGCUGGCGUGAGUUAGGACCAAUGCUUAAGAUUAUGGCAUCCAAGAUUCAGAACCUGGAUGAGGAGCACAAAUCUAAUCGAGACAAAGCCAAUGCCCUUCUUCUCACUUGGAAACAAAAAGAAGGAAGUCGUGCAAUGGCUGGAGUCCUUGCAGAUGCUUUGGAGAGUAUUGGAAGAAAAAGCAUUGCAGAAAAAGUGCUUGGUGACGCUUUGGGUGGUAAAGAGCAUAUAGCUGGAUUAGACGAUACAAUCCAAGUUAACAAAUUGCAGAAGAAAAUAACUGAAAUACAAGAAAACGCCAAGCAAUUGGAGGAAGAGGGUUUCAAAGUAAAGGAAAGAAUGAAAGAGUUAGAACAAAACCAUGCAAAGGUGACACAGGAAAAUCAAGACCUUAAAGACCGAGGUGUCCAAGUUAGAGCAAGAAUGAAAGAAUUAGAAGGAGAACUCGCAACGGCGACAAAGGAAAAGCAAAACCUUGAAGAACGAUGCCAGGAAUUACAAGAGAAAAACUCAGAACUGGUAAACGAAUUGCGAGAUGCCAAACAGCAGACCCAAAGCGUGAGUUCUGAACAGGAUCGUGGGGUUGAUUUGGAUUCAUCACCACAAGAGGAUCCAGAAAACACCAGAGAUCAGGCCGGUACAGAACGAGAGAUCACUGUCCAGCUAAAGCUUCUUAAUGAAGACCUCUACAAAGGCGUGGUAUCUAAGCUGCAAGCUCCAGAAGUAAAGGAAGACAAACUUGAGACUCGCGUCAUGGUGGAUCGACUGAUCAGACUGAGUGUGACGCUUCAAGAGUUAUACACCACCACUCUGUCCAAGGCUCCUGAGGCAUGCAAAUGUAGUGAGGAAGUAAAACGAGAAUUCUCUGAAUUUGCGUAUUACGGCCUUAGAGCUGAGCACAAUGACUUGGUGCACCGAGUGAAAGAGUUAAUAUCAGUUGAAGAAAAAAUGACGAGCGAGGAGAAAAGUGAACUGUUUAAACUGAAACAGCUCCAGACCAAUCGGCAAAGGCAGGUUGAUGAAUUGGAAAAACUGUGGGGAGGUCUGUUCUCACCGCCCGAAAGUCUUCCAAAAACACGCUCUGCGCCCUCUGCACCGAGUGGAUGUUCCACUGACUCUGAAAAAAAGGACUCGAAACGACACAAUUCAUAUCCCAGUAGACAAAGCACCAGCAUAGCGACAUCUACAACAAGCGAUGACGAAACACACGAAGUGUCUUUCACAAAGCCGUUCAAGUGGAAGAAGACCUUUUUCAGUAGAAAAAAGAGUAAUAAUGAAAACUCAUGUUGCCUGGUGUCCUACUCACCAAUAGCCCACAGCAGAGUGACAUCAUCACAGCCAUAAAAGGAGCAUUGUGCGCCGUUACGAGGAAAUGACGUGACAAACAUUUUUCUCUUGGUGCAGAAAAGACUACUGAUAAUCCCUGGGAGUGCCUAACUCGUAACUAAACUGUCAUUUAAUUUGCU